Messenger RNA from Juglans microcarpa x Juglans regia, 1183 nucleotides. Its product is annotated as 2-alkenal reductase (NADP(+)-dependent)-like. Bases 96 to 1142 code for a protein of 348 amino acids. The transcript has 5 exons. NCBI's taxonomy places the organism in Eukaryota, Viridiplantae, Streptophyta, Magnoliopsida, Fagales, Juglandaceae. Gene Ontology annotation, molecular function: 2-alkenal reductase [NAD(P)H] activity. The record is from RefSeq and is a predicted model, not a curated record.
AACUUUUGGCGAGAAAACCGAAACAUAGUAAUACACACACACAGACACACGCACAUAAAACACGCACAGAGAAAGUGCGAGUGGUCUCAGUAGCAAUGGCGAAUGGUGGCGUAGGUGAGGAAGUAAGGAACAAGCAGGUGAUAUUCAGGGACUAUGUAACUGGUUUUCCAAAGGAAUCGGACAUGUAUGUUACCACCGGUACCAUAAAUUUGAGGGUCCCCGAAGGUUCCAAUUCCGUUCUUGUAAAGAACCUCUACUUGUCCUGCGAUCCUGUCAUGCGUGUUCGGAUGGCACGAGUCACUUUCAGCGGUUUCAGUUCGUACACCCCCGGCUCUCCAUUAACUGGGUUGGGAGUGGCUAAGGUUUUGGAUUCUGGGCACCCAGACUUCAAGGCAGGUGACUUAGUUUGGGGGGUUACUGGAUGGGAAGAGUACAGCCUACUCUCUGGAAUUGAAAGUCUGCGUAAGAUCCAGCAUACUGAUGUACCCCUUUCCUACUAUACUGGACUUCUUGGUAUGCCUGGUAUGACUGCUUAUGCUGGUUUCUAUGAAGUUUGUACUCCCAAGUCUGGAGAAUAUGUCUUCAUUUCAGCAGCAUCUGGCGCAGUUGGUCAGCUUGUUGGGCAAUUUGCAAAAUUGCUGGGCUGUUAUGUUGUUGGAAGUGCUGGAAGUAAAGAAAAGGUUGACCUAUUGAAGAAUAAGUUGGGUUUUGAUGAUGCAUUCAAUUAUAAGGAAGAGCAUGACUUGGAUGCAGCUUUGAAAAGAUAUUUCCCAGAAGGCAUUGACAUAUACUUUGAGAAUGUUGGGGGUAAAACACUUGAUGCAGUACUCUUAAACAUGAGAGUCCAUGGCCGCAUUGCUGUAUGUGGAAUGAUCUCACAGUACAAUCUUGAUGAGACCGAAGGCGUGAAAAAUUUGACGUGUCUCAUAUACAAGCGAAUCCAUAUGCGAGGAUUUACAGUUCGUGAUUACUAUCACCUCUAUCCAAAGUUCUUAGAGACUGUGAUGCCUUACAUCAGAGAGGGGAAGGUGGUGUAUCUGGAAGACAAAGCUGAAGGCCUUGAGAGUGCUCCAGCAGCCCUGGUUGGACUAUUCAGUGGCCGCAAUGUUGGAAAACAAGUUGUUGUAGUUGCUCGCGAAUAAUCUGGCCAUUAUUUCUGUAGUACUACUGCGUGCAGUGUGUU